Molecule: messenger RNA, 1128 nt
Organism: Saccostrea cuccullata (small rock oyster)
Lineage: Eukaryota; Metazoa; Mollusca; Bivalvia; Ostreida; Ostreidae
Product: MTRF1L release factor glutamine methyltransferase-like
Exons: 9
Coding region: 36-998 (320 amino acids)
Biological process (GO): protein methylation
Cellular component (GO): mitochondrion
Molecular function (GO): protein methyltransferase activity; nucleic acid binding
Source: RefSeq, a predicted model, not a curated record
UCACAUAACUCAAGAACUAACAAAUAACAUGAAUAAUGCGAUGGUUAUUGAAAUUUAAAAGGAAAGAUUUUCACAUCAUUAGAAAUUUUAAUCGUCAUCAAUUGUGCUGUACAAAACCCGGUGAUGUAAAAAAUGUGUGUGCUGAAUUGAGCAGAAAGUUUCAAAAUGUUGGGAUUGAAAAAGAGGAAUCGCAUUUGUCUGCAGAAUAUAUCAUUGCACAUGUACUGGGCAAAAAGAUGUUUCACCAAAUUCCAAAGAAGCAGAUAAUAACUGAAACACAGAUAGAUAAAAUCAAACAACUUGCAAUGAGGCGUUUGCAAAGAAUGCCAGUACAGUAUGUGAUACAGGAGUGGGAUUUCCAUGAGUUCACAAUUAAAUUAUCCCCACCAGUCCUCAUUCCUAGGCCAGAAACAGAGGAACUGGUCCAGCAUGUAAUACAAGACGUGGAGGAAAACAUGACAAGUCAGAAAUUCCUAGAAGUUGGCUGUGGAUCAGGAGCAGUAACUCUGUGUUUACUUGCUAAGCUUCCAUUGAUAUCAGCAGUGGCCUGUGAUAUCAGUGACAUUGCCUGUCAUCUUACAAUGGAGAAUCUUACCAGAUAUCAAGUACAGGGGAGAGCUAAUAUCCUGAAUGUGGACUUCAGAAGGCAAGAGAAUAUUCAGCUGAUCUCAGGGUUGGGUCCAUUUGACUUCAUCAUUAGUAAUCCUCCAUAUGUACCCACUGCAGACAUUGAUGACCUUGACCCAGAGGUCAAAAGAUAUGAAGACAAAUUAGCAUUAGACGGUGGUGAAGAUGGUCUAGAUUUUAUCAGACAUUUGUUAUCUGUGGCCCCCAUGUUACUGAAGAAAGGAGGGAAACUUUGGAUGGAGACAGGUAUAGAACAGCAUGAGAAAAUUAAAGAUUUUAUCACAGAUCAUCCUGGAAAAGAAUUGGAGUUUGUCAAAUCCUUUGUAGAUUUCACAAAUAGAGAGCGAUUUUGCCUUUUACAGAAGGAUUGAGGAUUUUCAAAAUCAAAUUUUGUAAACAAGACAAAAUUUAAACAAAAUAUACUCUAUAUUUUCAAUGUUUCUGCCAAAAUUUAUUUUAAUAUCUAUAUUUGUACAUGUAUUUAUAUUUUACAAAUGUUGU